CAGUAAACCACCGAGCGGAAAGAUCCUUCCAGUUGGGGAGACACAGAAGAAAGCAUUCAACCACAGGAGUAUGGAGCUUGUGGAGACCAGCACUGAGAUGGCACUGCUCAGCAAUGUCCUAGCAGCAUACUCAUUUAUCACAGAAAAUCCUGAGCGUGCUGCUCUGUAUUUUGUUUCUGGCAUUUGUGUUGGACUCCUCUUGACCUUGCUGGCUUUAGUGCUCCGAAUCUCCUGUCAAACUGAUUGCAAACAAUCGGCAACAAAAAAGCCAUCACGGGACAGUGACAGCAGUGGUAGUGACAAUGACUCAGACACCCCAUCUGACCUGUCUGCACGACGGCAUCGCAGGUUUGAAAGGACUUUGAACAUGAACAUCUUUACCUCAGCUGAGGAGCUAGAGAGAGUUCAGAGACUGGAAGAAAGGGAGCGCGUCAUCCGGGAGAUAUGGAUGAAUGGGCAGCCAGACAUUCCGGGGACCAGGAGCCUAAAUCGUUACUACUGAUGGCUGGCAAAUACUGCC
This is a messenger RNA of Elgaria multicarinata webbii, 520 nucleotides long. It is a transcript of the gene EVA1A, whose product is annotated as eva-1 homolog A, regulator of programmed cell death. The transcript is spliced from 2 exons. Bases 71 to 502 code for a protein of 143 amino acids. The record is from RefSeq and is a predicted model, not a curated record. Lineage: Eukaryota; Metazoa; Chordata; Lepidosauria; Squamata; Anguidae.